AUGGAAGAGGGGGAGACUUUAAAGACUUACUCUAAUAGAUAUUGGGAAAUGUUUAAUGAAAUAGAUGGAGACUUUGAGGAUGUGGCUAUAAGAACCUUUAAGGUCGGCCUUCCUGCUGAGCACGAAUUAAGGAAGUCUUUGACGAAGAAACCGGCACAAAAUAUGUGUCAGCUCAUGGAUCAGAUUGAUGAACACAAACGGGUCGAGGACAAUCAGCAGCAGGGCAAGGGAAAGGCCAAAGUAAUUCCCCUUGACCGAAGAGACUUUAGGUUUGAGAGGUACAAUAAUAACCGACCUCGAAGAGACUUUUCUGGACAUGCUGGCCUUCCUGCUGCUCAGGUGGUUAGCACCAUAUUCAAAGAGCCUGUGCACCAAAUUCUUGAGAAGAUAAAGGUCGAGUCAUACUUCAAGUGGCCAAACAAAAUAGGGGGGCUGGUUAAGGUUGAGAAAUUGGGACAAUUUUUGCACCAACCUCUAGGACAGGGGAAUCAUAUUGAGACAGUAUACAGAAGGGAAUCUUCCUUAAGACCACCACUGGGAACCACCAGUGUUAUUCUAGCAGUCCUAGGCCAGAUCGAAGCGUGUUCUCAUGGACCACAUGAUGAUACCUUAGUGGUUACUCUUCAUAUAGAAGGGUAUGAUGUAAGGAGGGUCUUGGUGGAUCAGGGUAGUAGUGCAGAGAUUAUGUAUCCUGAUAUGUACAAGAGACUUAAUUUGAAACCUGAGAAUUUAGUUAGCUAUGACUCCCCUUUAGUUGGGUUUGAUAGGAAGACUGUUAUACCAAAAGGAUUAAUCAAGCUGCCUGUUCAAGCGAGGUCAGAGGUGGUGGAUGCGAACUUCAUUGUGGUGGAUGCUUACUUACCAUAUAUUGCCAUCUUAGCAAGGCCAUGGCUUCAUACUAUGGGAGCUGUUUCCUCAUCUUUGCACUUAAAAGUGAAGUAUCCCUUUGGGGACCAUGUUGAAGAGCUAGUCGGAAGCCAAGCCAUGGCAAGGUAG
This is a messenger RNA of Quercus robur (English oak), 996 nucleotides long. RefSeq lists its product as uncharacterized. The coding region runs from base 1 to 996 and encodes 331 amino acids. Lineage: Eukaryota; Viridiplantae; Streptophyta; Magnoliopsida; Fagales; Fagaceae. The transcript has 3 exons. The record is from RefSeq and is a predicted model, not a curated record.